Messenger RNA from Lytechinus variegatus (green sea urchin), 1892 nucleotides. RefSeq names its product hydroxyacid oxidase 1-like. NCBI's taxonomy places the organism in Eukaryota, Metazoa, Echinodermata, Echinoidea, Temnopleuroida, Toxopneustidae. The record is from RefSeq and is a predicted model, not a curated record. The transcript is spliced from 9 exons. Bases 285 to 1532 code for a protein of 415 amino acids. Gene Ontology annotation, molecular function: FMN binding; oxidoreductase activity.
AUUGCCUUUUUCUUCAAUUCCAUUUCCCUUCAGAAUCAUUGAUGCUUCACACACUGAGCAGCAUAAACGAUUAUUGCGUUUUAGUGUUGUUUUAAUAAUGGCCGCACGAUUUGACUGCUUUAGUCACAUUUAUUUUAAUUUUCGGUCGCACCCGUCUGAAGACAAUUCAGUCUCGAAGCUUUGUUUUCUUUCACCUUGGGACUGUGCAUAUUACGUAACAAUUCUCACUUGAAUAACCUCAUGCAAGGUUUCUAAUUGCACAGAUCGCGAAUUCCGGAACAUAUAUGCAGGUGUGCAGGUAUAAUACACAACCACCUCAAGAGAUACGAACAAAAAAACUGCAUGUGGUCAUGGAUCGUACUGGCGAAACGCAGUUGAGGGGCAAGACCGAUGAGGAGGAUGAAUUAUUCACCAUCGAAGACUACGAAAAACGGGCAAGUGAACUAUUGCCUCCCGCGUUCUUGCUAUACUAUAGCUACGGACGAGAGAGGGCGUGGUGUCUCAAACGCAGCACAGAAGCAUUUUCAAGGUAUAUAAUCAGAAACCGUGUCCUCCAAGACGUAUCCCAUCGGAACCUCUCAACGACCGUCCUAGGAGAACCGAUCCCGUAUCCUAUCUGCAUUGCACCUACAGCUGUUCAUGCCUUAGCCCAUCCUGAUGCGGAGGCCGAAACCGCAAGAGGUGCUGUUGCGGCAGGUGCCCUCAUGGUGUUGUCUGUCAACGCUACUACAGCCAUUGCUGAUGUUAAGGUAGCAGCCCCAGGCGGCCUACGGUGGAUGCAGACAUACCUCUUCAAAGACCGUUUACUGACGCAGCAUGUCGUGCGAGAAAGUGAGAGGGCGGGCUUCAAAGCCAUCGUAGUCACUAUUGACUCGCCAGUGGCCGGGGUUAAUUCAAAGGUUAAGUCCGGUUUGGAAAAGCAUGAUUUAUCAACUUGCUUUAAAAAUUUAGAUGCUGACAUCCCUUCUGCAAGAGAAUUCAAAGCUAAUGGGGACACGAGACUUAUAGCCUACUUACAUAGCCAACAAUUUAAUGACUCUGCCACGUGGGAUGACGUCAGGUGGAUAAAAUCAAUAACCAAACUUCCUAUCGUCUGCAAAGGGGUUCUGUCAGCUGAAAGUGCCAGAGAAGCAGCCGACGCAGGGGCUGAUGGGAUACUGGUAUCAGCUCACGGUGGAAGGCAAUCAGAUGGCGCCCCCGCUCCGAUCGAUGCCCUCAGCGAGGUGGUAGAGGCAGUCCAUGGUCGAGGUAUAGAGGUGUACAUGGACGGAGGGGUGAGGACAGGGUCGGAUGUCUUAAAAGCUCUUGGAAGAGGCGCACGGGCUGUUUUUAUAGGGAGGCCUAUUCUUUGGGGACUAACUUGUCAGGGAUCAAAAGGUGUGUCGCAUGUCUUGGAAAUUCUCAGAAGCGAAUUUGACCACGCCUUAGCACUUAGCGGUUGUACGAGUCCGGAGAACAUUCCAUCUGAUAUAGUUGUUCAUGAAUCGUAUUAUCGUCAUCGAAACACGCCUAUACCGAAGAGCAAAAUGUAGUUAUACAGGAGGCAUUCUACCGUUUUCUUUCUUAAUAGAUAUUCCAUCGUGAUAUCCGAUUUUUUUAAUGAAAGGACUAAAUGAAACAGAUAUCACAGCAAAAAAUGCACAAUAUUGCAUUUUAUACAAACAUUUCACUAAUAGUGCCAAGUGUGUUGGGAAAUCUCUGGUGCUCUGUGUACCCGAUGAAUGGAUAGAUCUAUGGUGCGGUUGGGACACUACUUAGACAAUUCUACACACACGCAAUAUUUCUUUUAAAACAUUCCAUUUAGGACCUUAAAGCGAUGCUCCAGGCUGAAGAUAUUUAUACCUAAAUAAAUAGAGUAAAAUUCAUAGAGCAAAAUGCUGAAAAUUUGAUCA